Leptomonas pyrrhocoris is the source of this 1838-nucleotide messenger RNA. RefSeq lists its product as hypothetical. The transcript has a single exon. Bases 312 to 1838 code for a protein of 508 amino acids. NCBI's taxonomy places the organism in Eukaryota, Euglenozoa, Kinetoplastea, Trypanosomatida, Trypanosomatidae. The record is from RefSeq and is a predicted model, not a curated record.
AGUAGAAAACGUGAGCGUCGAAGAUCACACCUUCGCAAUAGGACACAGCGGCCUUAGAAGGCGACGCGGCGUAGCGCUCCUCGCUUGCCACAUCAUUCGUCUGCUGCACAUCUCUUCUCACCUGCCGUGCAUUUGCGUGCUUUCGAAAUCUCACAGCCCACAUCCGUCCACCCUCUAUCGCCGCUAACACGACGUUUUUUUUUUUUUUUGCGAGAGGUGAGAAAGAGGGAUUUUCUUCAUUUGCUGCCUUCUUUUUCUUCUCCUUUUCCGCCUGCAGCGUACGGCGCUAUUUUUGUAAAGCCUCUGCACGUAUGAUGGACUCGACUGCCCAACCUGACGGUGAGGUGCCGUCCAAUCCGAGUGCCUUCCAAGCCGCGAUGGAGUGUGUGCGGGCCCUGUACCAAGAAGGCGUCCUGCAGUGCCAGGUGGUGCAGGCGGCCGUUUCCUCGAAAGCAAAGGCGAGCUACGAGAGCGGAAGCACCAAGGUGCACGCCAUCAUCGACACCUCCCGCUAUUAUGUCCUGCGCGGCUUUCUAUUCUGCAGUGUCGUCUUAGUGGUGUGCGCAGUCCUCGUCACCGAUCUCUCCGGGUGUUUUGUGUCGUCGGUGGCCGGCGCUGCGGGUGUGCGUCGCUAUGUUCUCGCCAACGUGCCUGGCACCACCGUUGUCCCCCUCCACUUCAACGCCCUUCCCUUCCACAGCGACGACUGGCAGCGGCACCUCCCGGCGGACAACGCGCUGAAGGAGUUCUUCUUGCCGGACAAGGAAACGCGGGCCCUCAUCGCCUCCAUGGGCACCCCCGCCGACCCGACCCACCUGCUAGAGCAGCGCAUUGGACAGCUGGUGGACACGAAGUUCUCCCUCCUCAACUACUUCGUCAACAGCCAUCUCGCCUCCACCACGAUGUACGUUCCACGAUCGGCGGCGUCCUCCGAGGUCUUCUCCCCCAAUGGUGGCGUGAACUUCGAGAGCCUUUUUCAAAUGGGCCCCGCCAUGUUUAACGCGAGGGGCGAGUACACGGCUCGGAUGCAGAUCGUCCUGGCGAAGGAGGACGUCGGCCGCGAAGUCUCCCUCAUCCUCGAGUCCUCCAUGCUGUUUUCCGAGGAUGCCAAGUCGAUGGAGCCGCUGCACCAGUACGAUGUUCUCUUCACGAAGAGCACGUCCGUCGCCAUGCGCACCGGCCCACCCUCUCAGGUCUUUGCGGUUGUGCUCUUCAAGAAGACGCUGCGGCUCUGCUUUUAUCCUCCGGUGCGCGCGUACGAGUACCUGAUGAGCUCGCUGCAUCAGCGCGACAACGCCGCCUUUCCGCCCAUCAACCCUGCGCGCGAGGUGGCGGUGGUGCUGGACGUGUACCACCGCUUCACGCCCCCACUGACGCUGCAGCCGCGGCUACGUGCCAUGAACUUUUCGCUCUACCAGCUGCCGGAGCUGACGUCGGCGGCGCGGGUGAAGCUGUCUCGCAUGGUGUUUCUGUCCACGGUGCAGCUCACCGGCGUCGCGCGGUGGCUGUCGGACUACCCCAUCUCCACCUUUCUGGUCAUGGUCGCCGUGCUCUUCGGCAUCUCAGCCACGAUGAGCGUAGGCACCAUUCUCGUCAUUGCCGGGUAUGUCUACUGGAAAUGGUUCUUGGCGCCAUCGAAGUCGUCGCCGUCCGAUAUGGAGAGCUCCGACUCGGAGCUCUUCGUGGCGCAGCAGCGCAUGCCGCCCACCACCGCGAAGAACCUGUCGUUCCCCAUAUUUCGUCGCGACCGCAGCAACGAAGACUUCUACGACGCGCUGGACACAUCGCAGCUGCACCGCUCCGGCUCAUUUAGUGACUCGCCCUCCAAAGCGAAUUAG